Salvia miltiorrhiza (redroot sage) is the source of this 1337-nucleotide messenger RNA. RefSeq lists its product as uncharacterized. Gene Ontology annotation, molecular function: adenyl-nucleotide exchange factor activity; protein homodimerization activity; protein-folding chaperone binding. The record is from RefSeq and is a predicted model, not a curated record. The coding region runs from base 5 to 1066 and encodes 353 amino acids. Gene Ontology annotation, biological process: protein folding. NCBI's taxonomy places the organism in Eukaryota, Viridiplantae, Streptophyta, Magnoliopsida, Lamiales, Lamiaceae. The transcript is spliced from 3 exons. Gene Ontology annotation, cellular component: chloroplast.
UGCAAUGGCCACAGCAAUGUUAAAAACGCCACCAACCUUCUGUACGCCGGCGGCCUAUCUUUGCAGUACCGCCGCCGGCGGUUCCUCCGUCAAACCUCACAAUAUCCCUCGCAUUUCCUUUACAUCCAGUAGGAUCCCACUGCCUUUGAUACGGUGUCGGAUUCACCACUCCAGACACAAGAAGAGUGGCGUCAAAUUUCCCAGCCGCUCCGCUCAGAAAUUCUCGACCUACGCUGCUAAUGGAGAAACCGCGGAGGCCGAAACCGAGAUCCAAGAGAAAGAGCCAGCUCAAGGAUCCGAUUCGGGGCCUGAAAUUGAGGGGGACACUGAUGGUGCUACUGACGUUGAUGGUUCUAGUGAGACUAAUGAUGCAAUUGCUGAUGAACCGAAUUCUGUGGUUAUAGCUUCUUUAAAGGUAUAUAAGGAGGCUUUAGCAAAUAACGAUGAUUCAAAAGCUGCUGAAGUAGAAUCAUUCCUAAAAUCCAUUGAAGAUGAUAAAAAUGAUCUCGAGAGAAAGGUGGCUACUUUAUCUGAAGAAUUACAAUAUGAGAAGGAUCGGGUUCUUAGAAUUAGUGCCGACUUUGACAAUUUCCGUAAGCGGACAGAGAGAGACCGACUUUCCCAGGUGUCAAAUGCACGAGGAGAAGUUUUAGAGAAUUUGUUACCUGUCCUGGAUAAUUUUGAGCGGGCUAAAGCUCAGAUCAAAGUGGAAACUGAAGGAGAAGAAAAGAUCAACAACAGUUACCAGAGCAUAUACAAGCAGUUUGUGGAGAUUCUAGUAUCCCUGGGCGUUGUUCCUGUGGAGACUGUCGGGAAACCAUUUGAUCCAAUGCUGCAUGAAGCUAUAAUGCGCGAAGAUUCAGCAGAAUAUGAAGAAGGUGUUGUUAUUGAAGAAUUCAGGAAGGGGUUUCAACUUGGUGAAAGACUUUUGCGACCCUCAAUGGUGAAGGUGUCAGCCGGUCCUGGACCUGCAAAAGCCGAUACUGGAGACCAAUCUGAGGAAAAAGCAGGAGAAAGUGAAACCAGUGAAGAGGGCAGCUCCGAAACCACACCAACUGAGGGAUAAUUAGCCUGACAGCCAAUUUUGUGGUAAAAAAAAUCAUCUCUUACUAGUUAAGUUCACCAAAGAGUUUGUGGGCUAUCUAUACCAGCUCUAGAGAACACAACAAUCACCUCCCGACCCGUGAAAGUGCAACAGAUAAGAAUAUGUGUUUUUGAAUGGAAAAUCCCCUCAUGGCAUUCAUUCAUUGUGACCUUAGAAACAACAAUUCGACCGACUGUAAUUUGUUAGUUUCGCAGGAUUCUUACUAUUUAUGGAACAACAGGUGUUCAGUAAA